Messenger RNA from Pomacea canaliculata, 5184 nucleotides. RefSeq lists its product as uncharacterized. Gene Ontology annotation, biological process: neuropeptide signaling pathway. Bases 1 to 3024 code for a protein of 1007 amino acids. Gene Ontology annotation, cellular component: membrane. The transcript has 8 exons. The record is from RefSeq and is a predicted model, not a curated record. Lineage: Eukaryota; Metazoa; Mollusca; Gastropoda; Architaenioglossa; Ampullariidae. Gene Ontology annotation, molecular function: G protein-coupled peptide receptor activity.
AUGACGACGCUCAUCGCCAGCGGUGAUCUACUCCUGCUUCUAAACGACGAGCAGAGGAAGAGAAACCUUGUGGUCGUGGCCGCGCUGGCGGUAGUCGCUGUUGUCGGCGUAGUCGGCAACGGACUGGUGCUGGUGGUCUACAACCCUCGCUGGUCGGGAGCCCGUUUGUCGCCAGCCACAAUCUUCAUCCUGGUGAUGGCGGGUCUGGACCUGGGCAGCUGCUUGCUGAGCGUGCCUUACGAAAUGGCCGACCUCCUGCAGCCUUACGACUACGACAACAUACCUCUUUGCAGGGCCCACAGAUCCGUCACGACUCUGAUGAGCGAGGCACGUGGCAUGCUGCUGCUGUGUGUGGCCUGUGAUCGCUAUCUUCGGUUCUGCUCGCCACUUGUGUCCUACACAUCGACUCAAGCCAAGGUCGUUGUUGCCAUAGUGAUAGCCUUAAGCAUGGUCUUGGCCUGGCCGCAGGCCGUGCUGAACGGCCACAUCACCAUAGCAACGCACAAAGAUGGCGUUCUGGGGACAGACUGCGGGAUUCUCCCGACGGUGCCGGCCAAGUACUCUCUGUUCUACCACACUGUCAUCAGCUUCAUUUUCGCAGUGUGUUUCACGGCCUACGCCUCCUUUACGGUAGAAUCUUCUACGUUCUUUGGCGAAAGGAAAGACGUUAGCUACGAUAGUGCAACGAGCGAAGAAUUACCUUUGAACCCGGAUCAGGAUGCGGAACCCAGUUACGCGAUGCAUCAAAGAUGUUUUCGAGGUCUAGCAGUUGGUGACGACUCCAGAGAAAACUGCGAAGCACUGGUCAGAGAACACGUGACAACACGUGCUGAGGUCGAGCAUGCGCCGUUGGACUCGGAACUGAUUCACGCGAAUAUCCUGGAGUGCUCCCCCUUUUCUGACCGUGCUCGCACAUUUCAUCGAUACAAUCCAAUGCAGGAAAAUCAGAGACAGGCAUCGAUUUUGAACAAUAAUACAUCUGGCGAUAAAUCAACGACAGCGCAACCAACCGCCAGGAAUAAUGACCGCCCACAAGCACUUGCGCGUGAUUCGACUUCCGGCAUUCGCCGUCACGGGGGGAGGCGACUGUGUUUGAGCAAAACAACUCUGAUGUUGGCAACGGUGACGUUAGCCACGGUCCUGGGUUACGUCCCUUACCUUACGGUCGUCAUUUUGAGAACCGCGGGGAUCCGCUUCGUGCGGGACACUUCGUCCACCGGCGAUGUCGUCUACAUGUUCUGCAUAAGGUCUUAUUUCCUCAGCAACUUCGUCAACCCCAUCGUCUACUACUUUGUGAAUAGUAAGUUCAAGAUGAAGCUGCAUGCGGUGCUGCGUCGUGUCUGCUGCUGUUGCUGCAGCUCAUCUCCCAGCAAAGAGAAUCAACAGCCGGACGUGGCAGCAUCCAAGCUCAACAUUUUCGCCGUGAUCCCCAAGAUCCCAGGAUCCCCAGGAUCGCUCAAUGGGGAAGCGGUCGCUUUAGAUGAUGUCGACGGAAAACUAACCGGUGUUUCCGGGAUUUUGUGUGAUCGAAGAGAAGUGACUGGACUUCGACAUCGCCGACUGCUUCAGUGCGUCACACUGUGCGUCUGUGUCUUGGUAACGUGUUGCGGACGUAACAAGGAGACGUAUGGACGGUUCUCAUCGCCGGGAUCGUCACAACGACGUCUGGGCGACAGUAACAUGGCCGCCGCCUCUUCUCGCGGGCCGUUCACCAUGCCUGGUUUCGACUCCCUGUCGGUGUCGGCCGCGGACGCCCGUGACGAGCAGAUGGCCGACACUGGACCAGACGACAACGUCACCGCCAUCUUAGAAAAGUUGUCGUCAGAGCGGCGGGUGUUCAACCUGCCGAUCAUCGUCUUCCUCGUUUUCCUGGCCGCUUUCGGGCUGGCCGGCAAUGUGUGUGUGUUGCAUGUGUACAGGACGCGUUUCCGCAAGACUGCUGGGAGCUUUUUUAUUAUGACUCUUGCCAUCUUGGACCUCCUGGGCUGCGCACUCAGCGUGCCCUUUGACAUCUUUGACCUGUAUUUCCCAUACACCAACGCGAUCCCCGUGGCCUGCAAGAUUUUCAGGUUCAUCGAAUAUUACACGACCAUGGCGGCCGGCCUGACGUUGACCUGUGUGGCCUUCUCCCGCUACUUCAAGAUCGUCAACCCUCUGCACUGCUACUCCGCAGGACAGGCUCGCUCGCUGGUCAUCGUCACCAUCACGGUGGCGCUCAGCGUGGUGUGGCCGCAGUUGGUGCUCAGCGGCACCCGCACAGUGCCCACCCGGGUACUCGGGGUGCUGGGGCAGGCCUGCGACGUCUCGGACGGCGCGGCGGGAACGGUGUACCCUCUGAUCUUCCACUCCGUCCUUUUGGCUGUUUUCUUCCUCUGCUUCUCCAUCAUGAUCGUCUUCUACUCCCGCAUCCUGUGCGUCGUGUGGAAGCGCAGUCGCACGCAGAUCGGCGAGCACGUGCCCAACGCUCGACAUGGGGCUCAUGGGAGGAGGAGAAGGGGUUCAAGCUUUAGGACUUCGGGUGGCCCAGCCCAGAUUUCCAGGAGACAAUCGUCAGAGUUGAACAACUGCAGCGGCGGUAACGCCGCCCAGUCGCCGAUCAGCCGUGGGCGGGGGUCAGACAGCUCGCUCAGCUCCUCCCAAACCUCCAUCAGCACCAUCUACAGACCCACGCGCCAGACGCACCAGGGUGGCCGCCGGAAGUCGUUGUACCGGCGGAAGAGACAAGUGUCGCUCAGCAGCCUGGGUCGCACCACCCGCAUGCUGGGCCUCGUCACGGCCAUGGCACUGCUGAGUUAUGUCCCUUUCUUAACCGUGCAGGUGGUGGCGCUGACUGGAGUAGGGUUCCAGACCGACGCCAUGACCAGCUACUCCGAGCAGCUGGCCUUCCAGUUCUGCCUCAAGUCGCACUUUCUGUCCAGCGCCGCUAACCCCCUGAUCUACUCCAUCCUGAGUCCAAAUUUUCGGAAGGAGAGCAUGGUAGCUCUCAAGUGCCUUCUCUCCUGGGUGAUUCGUCCCGGACCAUGAAGUUGGCAAAAGAUCUUCUACCGGAAGUAGAUUAAUUCAAACGUGCUGGCUUCACUCGGAUGUCAAUCCGAGAAAGCAUUCGACUGGAGAGUGACUCUCGUUCAUCAAUGCGGGAACGAAGUCAGCACCAGUAUUCUUGGAAUGAACAAAUGUGGGCUUGUCGAGAUCAGUCUCAUUCUGCCCUCGCUAACCAUCGAGAACUGUGCCUGGGGUAAAUCAACCUCAGGACCGGACAUCAGGGCUCUUUAGGUGGAAAUAUAUCCAAACAUGAAGCUCAACAAGGAACUUACAAGUACCAGUCGUCUCUUAACCUGUCACCCCGCCACCACUACCCCGGGUACAGGUUAUGGAAUGGCAAGGCCGCUACUAAGAACUCAAUUUGCCUGCCAUAGAUCACGAAAUAAUUGCAUUUACCAUUGCCAAUACAGAACUUUAAGCAUCGCAGGAUGUUGAUGGUUGGCAUGUCAGAAUGUUCACGUUUUUCAUGUAAACAUGCCUGUCGUUAUAAAACGUGUUCAUACUUGCUAGGGCAGAAAGGUUGUUUCCAUCUCAGAAUGUCUUUGUGUUCAUUUUUCUGAUGGCAGUGUUCUUGUUUAGCAUAUCAGUGUUCUUGUUUGCCACCCCAUAUUUGCCAUGUCGGGAUGUUCAUAUCCGACUGCAGUACUACUCAAAGUAGGGCAUUGGAAGCUUUUACAGUACUUACCAGUUAUCUCUUCCUUUUCCAGAUUUCUACAGUCCUUUCGUAUCCCAUCCCCGGCAAAAGGUUGAGUAUAAAACUGUUAGAGAUCGUCAAGGUUUCCCACCUUUCGCGUUACACAUCUCAAAAUCCAGAAUGACAUUGUUUACUUUAUUCAAACCUUUUAUUUUAUGCAAAUGGAGAUCCACAAGCAUAUUUGAAAAAUAACAUGUUUUAUUGUUCAGUUCGACGUCUAUUCUGUGAUGAAAAAGUGAGAUCUCAGUAUUUUGUCAAUGCAUUGUCCCAUCAGACUUUGAUAAACAUAUAUUUUCUUACCCAAUUUUAAUGUAGAUCCACUUAAAGCAAUUCCUAAAGUACUCCAACGGUGGCGGUUCUUGUCUUGUGUCCUGCAAGAAGUCUCUUAAGAAUAUUAUGGGUCUGAUAACCCUCGGAAAAAAAGCGGACAGACCGCCAAAGUUUUUCUUUGCUUGUUUUGUCUCAGGCUGUUAGAAAAAUGCCAUUUUGUUAUUCCCUGAAAAGAUCCAAUCAUCACCAUAAUUAAUAUUUUUUGUAUUGGUAUUUUGUCUAUUUUUAUUAUCUUAGUGUUGUUAAGGGUAAAUGUGAGACAAUGUGUUUUUUAAAAAAGUGAAAAUGCUUUUAAGAGACGUUUACAGAUCUCUUUCUUUCUCUCUUUGUGCGUGUGUGUGAAUUUUAACUUGAUGAAGUUCUUCACAUUGACAAAAUCUAUAGCCUAACUGAACACAAAUGUUCAUGAAGAAAGUUAUAUUAACUUUCUUUAUCAAAAAAAUGUCUUUCACGCAUUUUAACGUUUCUUCCAAUCGCGGCUUAGGUCAACAAUCAGCACGGUGCUUUAAUCUCCUGUUUCCAAACUUAAUCAAGAAGGUGCAAGAAGAUUACUGAAAAUCGUUCACAUUUUGGUCGUCAUUACAGUUCUUUAUUCCAUCCGCAGAUUUUCUGUAUCUACACGUAGACCUAUUUUGUAAACUUGCCUGAAAUGUAAAUUGUGGCAUUUUUAGCGAUUAACUACUAAAGUCGUCUGAUAUUUUUUGCCAAAUACAUAUUCCAAUGCAAAAUUUAACGAGAUAUCAAAACGUUUUUGCGAUUGGAAUUUUUAAUAUUUUAUUAUAUAUUUUCUAGGAUUUUUCGCUGAUUUAUCAAAUUUUUUGAUGUUAGAGCAUAGGUAUCUUCUAUCCAGAAAUAAAUGAGUAUGCAGUGAUUGAAAUCGAUCUCUCAGUCAGUUGCAUUGACUCCAUAGUUCAGAGUUUCUUGCUCAGCCAUGGAAGUAAAUGUGCAUGAUUUGUUUUACUACAACUUGACUGAACUAGGAAAGAAUCAAUAAGAUUUAAGAGUAUUUUUAUGUUUAUUGCUAAAAGCUACAUUAGUGACCAAAAUCUUGUGAUAUACCUUGUGUUGUGCCAAACAUAACAGCCGUGUCUGAAAAUUUUGACAAUAAAUGCGUUGUG